ACGUGGGGCCCGCCCAGGCGCUGCCCGAGCUCCGCGCGUGCGGCCGUCUUAGCAGCCGUCGUGGAAGCAGGAUUUCCGCGCUUGUGCAACGGCAUCGCGCUUCCGCGGAGAGGCCUGGGCUCCGCGUUCCUCCCCGGCCCGGCCCCUCCUCUCCGGCAGCCCAGCCAUGGCCUGGACGGUGGCGGCGGGGAGCCGCGGGGCCCGCGGAGCGCUCUCGGAGCACACGCUUCUGUUCGACAUGCCGCCCGUGCUGCUGGGCGAGUUCUGCGCUGUCCUGGACAGCUGCGACGGCGCGCUCGGCUGGCGCGGCCUCGCGGAGCGACUUUCAAGCAGCUGGCUGGAUGUUCGUCACAUUGAAAAAUAUGUAGACCAGGGUAAAAGUGGAACAAGAGAAUUACUUUGGUCCUGGGCACAGAAAAACAAGACAAUUGGUGACCUUUUACAGAUUCUCCAGGAGAUGGGGCAUCAUCGAGCUAUCCAUUUAAUUGCAACUUAUGGGGCAUCCUUGAAUCCUUCAGAGCAGAGUCAUCAGGGAAAAGGAUUUCCGAUCAUGUUAUCCAAGGAAACAGCUAGUGCUGUUCUUGUUCCUGAACAUAAUGAAAAAGGAAUAUUGUUUAAAUCCUCCAUCAGCUUUCACAACAUCAUAGAAGGAACCAAAAAUUUCCACAAAGACUUUUUAAUCGGAGAAGGGGAAAUUUUUGAGGUAUACAGAGUGGAAAUCCAAAACCGAACAUAUGCCAUUAAAUUAUUUAAACAGGGGAAAAAAAUGCAAUGUAAGAAACAAUGGAAGCGGUUUUUAUCUGAGCUUGAAGUUUUACUGCUGUUCCAACAUCCAAACAUAUUGGAGUUGGCUGCAUAUUUUACAGAGAGUGAGAAGUUUUGCCUGGUUUAUCCAUAUAUGAGAAAUGGAUCACUUUUUGACAGAUUACAGUGUGUAGGUGACACAGCCCCACUCUCUUGGCAUAUUCGAAUCAAUAUAUUAAUAGGAACAACCAAAGCCGUUCAGUACUUGCACAACACGGAACCGUGCUCCGUCAUCUGUGGCAGUAUAUCAAGUGCAAACAUACUUCUGGAUGAUCAGUUUCAACCCAAACUAACUGAUUUUGCCAUGGCACACGUCCGACCUCACUUAGAACCUCAGAGCUCUGUCAUAAACAUGACCAGCGGCAGCAGUAAGCAUUUGUGGUACAUGCCAGAAGAGUAUAUCAGACAGGGCAUACUUUCUGUUAAAACAGACGUCUACAGCUUUGGAAUUGUAAUAAUGGAAGUUCUGACAGGUUGUAAAGUGGUGUUAGUUGAGCCAAAGCAUAUCCAGCUGAGGGAUCUCCUUAUAGAAUUGCUGGAGAAGAGAGGCCUCGAUUCAUGUAUCUCAUUUCUAGAUAAGAAAGUACAUCCCUGUCCUCGGAAUUUUUCUGCCAAGCUGUUCUCUUUGGCAGGCCAGUGUGCUGCAACACGGGCAAAAUUAAGACCCUCGAUGGAUGAAGUCCUAACUGUUCUUGAAAGCACUCAAGCCAGCUUGUAUUUUGCGGAAGAUCCUCCCACAUCCUUGAAGUCCUUCAGGAGUCCUUCUCCUCUGUUCUUCGAUAAUGUACCAAGUAUUCCAGUGGAAGAUGAUGAAAACCAGAAUAAUCCAUUGCUGCCUCAUGAUAAAGGUUGGAGAAAAGGGAGAACGACUCAGAAAACUCCCUUUGAAUGCAGUCAGUCUGAGGUUACAUUCCUGGGCUUUGACAGAAAGACAGGGAGUGGGAGGAAUGAGGAUACUUUCAAUGUGCCCAGUUCUCCUUGUGAAAAAAGUGGGUCUCCAAAGCAUGCAGCUCCAUCCCAGGACUUGAGGGCCUCUGGUGUGAAUAUGGACCCUUCUGCAGAAGUUCCAGGUCAUUCCUACAGGAGCAUGCCAGUGGAGACUAGCUGUUCCUCUGAAUUUUCCUGGAAUGAAUGUGAACAGUACAAAAAGGCAUCAAUUUCACCAGAAGAUAAAGAAGAAAGCAAGUAUUGCUGAGGCACCUGAGUACAGGUCUCAUCUUGGGAAGACAUUGUCUUUAUCGAUAGUGCCAAGAGGAUGAUUGAUGGUGAAUUGGGGUAAUGCAGAUCAAUGAUCUGAACAAUUCCAUUCCAUUCCUUCCACCUUGGAGAACAGAGUGGCUUAAAAUUUUGUUUUAGCACGAUCAUUGCCUCAUGAUCAUACCUGGACUAAAUUAGAACCAUUCAGAUUUACUUAAGAUCGUAGACUCUGACUUCAGACAAACAAAACAAUCAGAUGUCUUCUCCAUCAACAUCCACGUGAAUCCUUAGAGCCUCCAGUCUGCCAAGCACAUUCAGUUCAGUUGGAUUCCAUUGUUUUGGUUUAGCUUGCUUGCGAAGGUCGUCAGAAAUGUCUAACUUGUAAAUGUUAAUAGAUACCAUACCUUUUUAAAGAAUUGCCUUUUUGCUUAUUUCAGUCAACUCUUAGUAUAUUUCUGUUCAUGCCUGUCAAGUCUGCCUAUCUGAACAUGAGCCAUGACAUGCCCAAGAUCUGUAUUUCUGUAUUUAAACUCUUAAGAUAGUUCAUCUCAUAUAAUAUUGACUAUUAUUACAAUUUUUUUUUACAUAGAGACUAUUAUAUCCUGAGUAGAAUGUAUGAAAUUUUAACCAAGCAAUUUUUGUUCGAAGAAAAUGGCUGGUCAUAAAGGCCUAGGUCAGUUUUUUGUUUGAUUCCAACUCUGUGCCUUUACUCCCGGUGUUUACUGGAUCUCCACCUUUUGAAAUCCUACCCAAUCUUUCAGGGCCCACCAUAACUGCCAUCCUCCAGGAAGCUUUCCUAAUCUUUCCAGCCAAUAGUACUCACUUUAUCAGCAUUUCCAUAGCAAUUUCUUUUUUUUUUCCAUUUUUAAAGAUUUUUAAUUGAAGUACAGUUGAUUUACAGUGUUGUAUUAGUUUCUGGUGUACAGCAAAAUGAUUCAGUUAUACACAUAUAUACAUAUUCUUUUUCAUAUUCUUUUCCAUUAUGGUUUAUUGCAGAAAAUUGAGUAUAGUUCCCUGUGCUAUUCAGUAGGACCUUGUUGUUUAUUUUUAUACAUAGUAGUUCGUAUCGGCUAAUCCCAAACUCCUAAUUGACCCCCCCCUUUCCCCUUUGAUAACAAUAAGUUUGUUUUCUGUGUCUGUGAAUCUGUCUGUGUUUUGUAAAUAAGUUCAUUUGUAUCAUCUGUAGCAAUUUCUUUGUAUUUCUGUUUUAUAUUUGUCACUUUCUGAAUUAUAUCCAAGUUGACUGUGCUAUCAUAUCUCUCUUCCUAGAUGGUAAACUCCUGUAUUAGUUUCCUACUGUCGCUAUAACAAAUUAUCACAAACUUAGUGGCUUAAAACAACAUUAAUUAUUUUACAGUUCUAGAGGUCAGAAGUCCUUGGCAUUCCUUCUGAAGGCUCUAGGGCAGAAUUCGUUCCCUUGCCUUUUCUAGCUUCUAGGCGAUGUAUGCAUUCUUUGGUUCAUGGCUUCUUCCUCUAUCCUCAAAGCCAGCAACAUGACAUCUUUAAAUCUAGAUCUCUCUCUUCCUCUCCCUCUGAACUCUUUUUCAUCACCACUUCCUCUUUCUUUGGCCCUCCAAAGGAUCCUUGUGAUUGCAUGGGGCCCACUCAGAUAAUCCAGGAAAAUCUCUGCAUCUUAAGAUCCUUAAUUUAAUCACACCUGCAAUGUCCCUUUUCUCCUCUAAAGUCAUAUAUUCACAGGUUUCUGGAAUUAAGACAUGGACAUCUUUGGGGCCAUUACUCUGUCUAUCACAUUCCCUGACUGUGUAGGGUCCAUCUCUUCAGGGCCUAGCAUGUUAUCCUAUACAGAGCAGGUGUUUCCUUAUAAGUUAAAUUGAGUUACAUUAUCUCUGUGAACCCACAUAAUCAAAAAUUCAGCUAUAAUAAACAUUCCGGAGUAAAUGAACAAAGUGGGGAUAAUGACUGUCUUUAUGAUGAUGGACAGAAACACUCCUCGAAAACCAUUUCCAGAGGAUUUACAGAAUCUCCCUCUCCAGGAUGUUUAUAAUAAAAGGGCAGACCUCUAGUUUUCUCUGCAUCAAAGGAAUAGGCCUGUGCUUGUUUUUUGUAGGUUUCUUUUUUUUGGUAAGUCAGUACGGUUGAGUUAAUCAUAGUCAGAUUGGAGUACAGAUUCAAGAACAAUUAAUCAAAGAAGAAAGUCGUCGUCAGAAAUCAGGGUCAGGUUAACAGACCAAGGUCAGAAACAUGGAGCUACAAUUCUGGGAAAAAGGAUCUCAUGGCAGGAAGUGAGAUUCAAAACACAAUAAGCCUUAGCCUGAUUGACAAGCCAAAUAAAAACUCCAGGCAAGCAGUUGGGAGAGGCCUUCCCUG
Kogia breviceps (pygmy sperm whale) is the source of this 4329-nucleotide messenger RNA. RefSeq names its product interleukin 1 receptor associated kinase 3 (gene IRAK3). Lineage: Eukaryota; Metazoa; Chordata; Mammalia; Artiodactyla; Physeteridae. Gene Ontology annotation, molecular function: ATP binding; protein kinase activity; protein binding. The record is from RefSeq and is a predicted model, not a curated record. Gene Ontology annotation, biological process: protein phosphorylation; signal transduction. Gene Ontology annotation, cellular component: plasma membrane.